AGACUAUGGCCCAAUAAUAGCUUUAGGGCUAUCCUUUUGCCGGCGAUAUAUUGUGAUUCAAGUCUCGCCGUUAUCUUUCUUUCAAUUAGAUCAUAAGGAGAGUGGAGAAAAAGGGUUCGAUUCACCUUCUCUCAUUAUCUCCUUUAGAUAAGUCAUGGUUAAACAUAACAAUGUUGUGCCAAAUGGGCACUUCAAGAAGCAUUGGCAAAACUAUGUCCGGACCUGGUUCAACCAACCAGCCCGUAAGACAAGAAGAAGAACUGCUAGGCAGAUUAAGGCAGUAAAGAUUUUCCCUAGACCCACUAAUGGGUCACUGCGUCCUAUAGUUCAUGGCCAGACAUUGAAGUACAAUAUGAAACAAAGACAAGGCCGUGGAUUUUCUCUUGAGGAGCUCAAGGCAGCAGGCAUUACCAAAAAACUCGCUCCAACCAUUGGCAUUGCUUUCGAUCACCGGAGGAGGAACUCCUCCCUUGAGGGUCUUCAAGCUAAUGUUCAGAGGUUGAAGACAUACAAGGCCAAGUUGGUUGUGUAUCCAAGACGCACCCGCAAAUUCAAGGCGGGUGAUUCAGCUCCUGAGGAGUUGGCAACAGCUACUCAAGUACAAGGCCUUUACAUGCCUAUUGUUCAUGUUAAACCAUCGGUUGAGUUUGUUAAGGUGACGGAGGAGAUGAAGGCGUUCAAGGCCUUUGAUAAACUGCGUUUGGAGCACACUAACAAACGUUACAUUGGUGCCAGGUUGAAGAGAGCAGCAGAAGCUGAAAAAGAAGAAAAGAAAUAAAUAGGCUGAAUUUUGUUACUUCAUCUCAUCCUGAGCUUCAUAGUUAUAGUUGAUUUUUAAUAUAUUUUGUGGUAUUAGUGAUUUCUUUUUGACAUUCUUCUAAGUAUGAUGAUGACUGAGCAUAAUUUUUUUAUUUUUUUUAAACAUUUGUACUUGCCUAUAUGUGUUUUUGUUGAUUUAGGGCUUGUUUGAUUUUGAGUUUUUAGAAUUUUUACC
Messenger RNA from Impatiens glandulifera, 994 nucleotides. Its product is annotated as 60S ribosomal protein L13-1-like. Gene Ontology annotation, cellular component: cytosolic large ribosomal subunit; ribosome. The record is from RefSeq and is a predicted model, not a curated record. Lineage: Eukaryota; Viridiplantae; Streptophyta; Magnoliopsida; Ericales; Balsaminaceae. The transcript is spliced from 5 exons. The coding region runs from base 155 to 778 and encodes 207 amino acids. Gene Ontology annotation, biological process: translation. Gene Ontology annotation, molecular function: structural constituent of ribosome; RNA binding.